Sordaria macrospora k-hell is the source of this 312-nucleotide messenger RNA. RefSeq names its product mitochondrial 54S ribosomal protein mL41. Gene Ontology annotation, molecular function: structural constituent of ribosome. Lineage: Eukaryota; Fungi; Ascomycota; Sordariomycetes; Sordariales; Sordariaceae. Gene Ontology annotation, biological process: translation. The record is from RefSeq and is a predicted model, not a curated record. Gene Ontology annotation, cellular component: mitochondrial large ribosomal subunit.
AUGCAGCCCACCCGCGUCCUCCAAGGUCUCAAGUACCGCAAGCUGCGCCUGACCACCAAGGAUACCAACAAGGGUUUCUACAAGGGUAACCGCACCGGUUCCAUGGGUACGCACACCAGCUACGGUACCUACAAGAUCGACUACUCCAAGGUCCGCACCUAUGUGUGCCCCGAUUUGAGUACUUUCAAGCUCACUCCCUUUGUCUCCAAGGCCGUCAAGGUCACCCAUGACCAGUUCCCCGGCGACAAGCUCGGCCCCAAGAACCCUGCCACUUAUCUUGCGCGCUGGAAGUCUGAGAACGGCCUUGACUAA